Neurospora crassa OR74A is the source of this 2624-nucleotide messenger RNA. RefSeq names its product serine/threonine-protein kinase bur-1 (gene stk-1). The record is from RefSeq and is a predicted model, not a curated record. Gene Ontology annotation, cellular component: nucleus. Gene Ontology annotation, molecular function: ATP binding; cyclin-dependent protein serine/threonine kinase activity. The coding region runs from base 380 to 2059 and encodes 559 amino acids. The transcript is spliced from 5 exons. Gene Ontology annotation, biological process: protein phosphorylation. NCBI's taxonomy places the organism in Eukaryota, Fungi, Ascomycota, Sordariomycetes, Sordariales, Sordariaceae.
UUUUGUUCCCUUCCAGCCGAAUAUCCAUUAUCACAAAGUCCAAGAAUGAAAACCAGAGGUGAACCCCCAAACACCAACCGGCAAAUUCGCAUGUCGCUUCAUGUCUUUGCUUUACACCUGACAGCACAAACUGCCAGGUAACUCACCAACAGCCGGCAGAUACAGGGCAACCGACGCCUGCGCAAAGCGACAGAGGAUUCCUUCCAUCCUCCUGUUUCCCUUCUGCUUUCGCAACUGGAAAAUCAAACGCCGACGAUAUCCAUAACCAAAGCCAAACAACGUCCCGCAGCUUCCAACACAACACUGGCCUCUGGCCCCUCGGUUUUAAGCAAGUGUCGCCAAAAAGAUUUUAUACAAAUAAGAGGAGGAGUGCUACACGAUGAGCAUCGACGAGGCAAAGGAGGGCGGCGGAGGCCCUGCCAUGUCUCCUCGCGCUUUUGCGCUUGCGCACCAGAGGGACAGGGGCAGCUUCGUGGGCUGCUCUAGGAUUGCCGACUAUGAAGUCCUGGGUAAACUGGGCGAGGGUACCUUUGGCGAGGUUCACCGCGCGAGGUCGAGGAAAACGGGCGCCUUGGUCGCACUCAAGAAGAUCAUCAUGCACAACGAGAGAGAUGGGUUCCCCAUCACCGCUCUUCGAGAAAUCAAGUUGCUCAAGCUUCUCUCGCACAAAAACGUCUUGCGCCUAGAGGAGAUGGCGAUUGAGCAUCCACCCAGAACCGACAAGCGAACAAGACCUAUCGUAUACAUGGUCACACCCUACAUGGACCACGAUUUAUCCGGCUUGCUCGAUAACCCGUCAGUUCGCUUCACUGAACCACAAGUUAAAUGUUACUUGCUGCAGUUGCUAGAAGGUCUCAAGUAUCUGCACGCGAACCACAUUCUGCACAGAGAUAUGAAGGCGGCCAAUCUUCUCAUCAACAACAAGGGUGUACUACAGAUUGCCGACUUUGGUCUAGCGAGGCAUUACGAGGGCGACAUUCCCCAACCCGGGAAGGGAAGCGGCGAGGGGAAGCGUGACUACACUAGCUUGGUGGUGACCAGAUGGUACCGCCCUCCCGAGCUUCUGAUGCAUCUCAAAAGGUACACCACAGCAAUAGAUAUGUGGGGUGUUGGAUGCGUAUUCGCAGAGAUGCUGGAAGGAAAGCCAGUCCUACAGGGCGAGAGCGAUCUUCACCAGUUAGAGCUUGUUUGGGACCUCUGCGGAACACCAUCUGAGGAGACGAUGCCGGGAUGGAGGACGUUACCCGGUGGCCAGGCAUUCUCGUCAAAGCCUAGGCCAGGAAAUCUGGCACGCAGAUUUGAGAAGCACGGACCCGUGGUUAUUUCGCUGCUUAAGGAGCUGUUCAAGCUUGACUGGAGGUCACGCAUCAACGCGAUUGAUGCUCUCAACCACCCAUAUUUCCGGACUGCGCCACUACCAGCUCUACCUGGCGAUUUACCAACGUUCGAGGAGAGUCACGAAUUCGACAGGCGCAAGUUUCAAGACAGGAAAGCGGCAUUGCCGCCUGCGCCUAAGGGAGGCACGGUGGGCCGCGGGGCUGUUGUUAACAGCCAAGGCCCAGAUACCGGAUUUAGCGGUAGGGAUGGUUACGGCGGUGGUGGUCGUAAUGGGGCAAACGGCGGCAGAUACCCGCCAUACCACCGUGGUCCCCCACCAGGCGACGAGCGAGUUCCCUCGUGGCAUAGUGCACGGGGAUUGCCUCCACGACCUCCGAUGCCCGCAGACUACCAUGGCAGCGGGCCGAUGGACCACACCGAUGGGUACCGUGACCGUCCACCACGUAGAGGUCCCGGCGGACCGCCCGGAGGGGGAGGUGGUCCGAGCAACGUAGACACUUACAUCCCCAGCUACGACCGCGACGGACCCGCGCCGCGCCGAGAGGACUGGCGCCGCCGUGAUGACUGGGAUGACAGGCGAGGUGGAGUGGACCGGGAUAGAAGACGGCCAGAAUAUGACGUUAGGAGCCGGGACAGCAGGACGAGGAGCCGAACACGCAGCAGAUCCCCGGUCCGUGACCGCGAUCGAGGUCGGGACCGCGAUGCAUAUGCGCGAAGAUAGAGUUCUUCGCCUGGUGUAGAAAGCUCUGAUAGUUGCCAUGCCGAGAACCAUAGGAGUAACUCGGAGGAAGAAGAGUGCAGUACAUCUGAUGGGUAUGAUGGUGAUAGGCCCAACGGGGAUGAGGGGGACAAUAGUAAUAAGCCUGAUAGGGGUGAGCGGGACAAUACCUCUCAAUCUGAAGAAGGGUAUUCCGAAUCACCUCUAUGGGUGUGACAGCGAUAUGCCGACUUGGGUUUUUAGUAAGAGUUGUGGACCUAGCGGAGAUGAUGGAACGACACCGAGACGACCAGAAUAGGUCCUAGAGGACAUGUGAUAAAUAGCGCUCGUGCUGCUAGAAGCGGAACUGCAAAAAGCGUUACAAUCAAGGAGGGAGAAUGCAGGCUGUCCUCGAGGCCACGAGAGUUGGGGUGCAAAGUAGGCCGUUCGAGAAGCCGUAGUGGGGAUUAGGAUCGCCAAAAAGCAAUAGCAAUGCGUGCAUGCCUUGAAUAAAGAUGGUGUUAGCCUGGUGGGAGUUUGAGGCGAUUCACUGUGAUGGCGAUCACGAUGAACGAGCGUCAGAAGGUCG